Molecule: messenger RNA, 1476 nt
Organism: Aspergillus steynii IBT 23096
Lineage: Eukaryota; Fungi; Ascomycota; Eurotiomycetes; Eurotiales; Aspergillaceae
Product: pyridoxal phosphate-dependent decarboxylase family protein
Exons: 2
Coding region: 1-1476 (491 amino acids)
Biological process (GO): amino acid metabolic process
Molecular function (GO): pyridoxal phosphate binding; carboxy-lyase activity
Source: RefSeq, a predicted model, not a curated record
AUGCCUUCCCAUGAAGAAAAGUCCGAUGACGGGCUGUCUGAGAUCAUGCUGGAAACAGAAUCUCUCUUGACUCGACUUUUCACGAUCAAAUCUCCAGCACCAUCCGAUCCCAUUGUUCAAAAGCUCAAUGCCCAUGAGAUACAAAACAUGCAGCAUCAACUGAUGCCUGAUGACCAUCCUCGAGAUCUUUCUUCCGCACUUCAACAAGCGAUGGCAGUCUUCGAUAACCGCAUGCGCCUCACCCACCCCCGUUGCUUCUCCUACAUCCCCGUCUGUCCCAACCCCGUUGCCCUGUUGGGUGACCUCCUCACUUCUGUCUUCAAUGUAAACGCUGCCAGUUGGGACGUGGGCUCUGGUCCCAGCGCGGUCGAAACAGCCAUGAUAGCCUGGCUGGGCGCCCAGCUUGGACUGCCCGACUCAGUCGAAGGAUGCUUUGUCUCCGGCGGCUCGAUGGGCAACAUGACAGCCAUCGUUGCGGCGCGAGACGAGAUCCUUCAUCCCCUGCAGCGCGCAUACGCCAUCAUCUACAUCUCCGACCAGACACACAUCUCCAUCCUCAAGGCCCUCCACAUCACCGGCUUCACGCACCACCAGGUCCGCAAGAUCCCCACCGACGAUGACUUCCGCAUCGAUGUCGACAUCCUGCGACGCACCGUCGCUUCCGACCGCCACUCCGGCCUCGUUCCUUUCCUGCUUGUCGCCACCUGCGGCACCACCAACACCGGCAGCAUCGACCCUCUGCAUGCGCUAGCGGAUCUCGCGCGCGACGAAGGCCUCUGGCUCCAUGUCGACGGCGCAUACGGUGCCUCCAUCGCGCUCUCCGAUCAGCACCGCUCCCUCGUUGACGGGAUCGGUCGCGCAGACAGCAUCUCCUGGGACGGCCACAAAUGGCUCUUCCAGACCUACGGCUGCGGGAUCGUACUCACGCGUCGCUCUGGCUCGCUUCGCCGCAGCUUCGCCGUGGACGCCGAGUACAUCCGCGACUCAACGGUACCCGAGGGGACCACGAACUUCUACAACCUCGGCCCCGAGCUCAGUCGGCCUGCGCGCGCCAUGUCUCUCUGGCUCACUUUGCGAGUCCUCGGUCGUCGUCGCAUGGGCGAGAUGAUCGACCGGGGUUUCCUCCUUGCGCGCACCGCAGACCACAGCAUCCGUCAGUACAGGGACUGGAUCAUCGCGGCGCCGACGGUCGCCAGCAUUGUAGUUUUUCGGUACGCGCCGCCGGGCCUGGACGACGGGGCGCUGGACGCGUUGAACAAGGCCAUUUCACGGCGUCUCCUGGCCGAGGAUGUUGCUGCUAUUCUCACGACUACGGUUCGCGGACGCACUGUGCUUCGGAUGUGUGCUAUGAAUCCUCUUGUGGAGCCGGAGACGAUCGAGGAUGUGAUACGUCGAGUGGAUGGGAUCGCGCGGUCGGAGGCGUCCAGACGCAAGGAGAGCCAUUUUCAAUUGGGAUCUGCCAUGUAUCUUGGCUGA